CUGGAGAGCAGCAGGCUUGCAAUCAAGAAGGCAGUAAAAGGAUGAAGCUCCUUCUCCUUGCUCUCUUGGUCUUGGCCUUAUGGGCUCCUCCUGGCUGGGCUGCCAGGAAAAAACCCAAAAGCCCGACCCAGGGCUUGAGUCCCCCCUCCUCUCCAGCUGCCCUAAAGGUGCCAGCCCAGCCAGCGAAGAGCCAACACCAGCUCACAGCCAGUGAGCUCAUCCCAGGAAAAGGUGUGGCAGUGGAAGAGACAACUAAGUCUGCAGCAGGUGCAGGAAGUGUGACAGCAGAAAAAGAGUUCCACCGGAAAGGAAGAACGUUUUCAGUUCAGAAGAACAGCAUCUUGAGGAGAAAGGAGCCAGCUGUUCGUCACCUGGACAGCCAAAGUCUGGGAAAAGGAGUUGUAGUCAAGAAGGAGGAACUAGCCCAAGCUGGGAAGAAGGUGUUGGGCACUAAGAAAAACGAGGCCAACAGUACCACUGCCAGAACCGAAGUUACUGGCUCUAAUACAAACAUCGGCCUAAGCCACGCAGGGGGUUUGAGCCAUCAUACAAAGGAAAUACCAGUGAAGGGAGAGGUUGCUUCCCACCGGACAAAGACAAGAAAAGAAUAUGUUGCAGUCACACACAGGAAUGCAACUCAUUCACAGAAAGGAAAAGUGUCAAGUUCUUGGCACAGAAAUGAAAGCCAAGAACGUUCUAGUUCUGCUCCCAAAAAUGUUCCUCUAAAAAACAAAAAAGAGCCCAAAUUCCUCCCUAGAAAUGCCACCCGGACCUUGUUGCCAAAGAAGAACCUCUUCUCAUCAGGGAAGGACCAUCACACUCACCACAGAAAUAACAGCCACACACUGAUGCAGAAGAAGCCUAACAAUACCUCAAGGAACAUCACUCAGGCACAGGAAGCAAAAGAGGCUAGGUUUCUCCACAAAAAUGUCAGCCGGGACCUGCCAGGGAAAGACAGUGGCACACUUUUCACGAACAUCAGUGGGACAUCGCCAGAACUAAAGCAAGCCAUCUUCCAGAGGAAUACUAGCCGGGCACAGUCAUAUAAGAAGUCCAUUGUCCCUCACAGAAAUGCCAGCCAGGUACUACCAGAGAAGAAAUCUGGCACUGUGCACAGGAAUAUGAGCUGGGUUCAAGCUAGGAAGGCUCCCAUUCCUUCCCAGAAGAAUGCCAGCUGGGUGGUGCCACAGGAAAGGCUCAGGCCUUCUCUUAGGAAUGCUAGCCAGGCUCUGCCAAGGAACAGACACAGCACCCACCAAAGGAAUAUCACCUGGACUGAGGUUAGAAAGGAGAGCAGACAUCCUCACAAGAAUGCCAGCUGGGACUUGCUGAAGAAAGAGCCCAUUGCCUCCCAGAGAAAUCUUAGCCAGGAACUGGGAAGGACAAAGCAUGGGGCUCGCCACAGGAUUCAUGGCCACACAGGGGCAAGGAAUGUAUCUAGUGCCCCUUUGAGGACAACUUCUCGAACAGAGACUGUAGUGAAAGAACAUGGACCAUCUCAUCGGAAGGGCAUCAGAGUUGGAACAGUUACACCGAGAUGGCGGCUCACAGUACCAACAGGAAGGGGUGAACCCAUAAUGCCAUCCCUGCCAAUGACCUGCCUGCUUUCUGAACAUGCCAUUGCUUGUGGCAAUGCCCGCCUUAAACACGUGCCCAAACUGAAUGACUCCGUGCUCAAAACCCUGUACCUGGCAGAGAAUGAGAUCACCAACAUCCCAGGUGGGAUUUUCUUGGGUUUGCCUAAUCUGGAAUGGUUGGAUCUCAGCAAGAACAAGCUGGAUUCUGCAGGUCUGCAUCCAGAAGCAUUUAAGAACCUCACCAAGCUGAAGCGUCUGAAUCUAGAUGGGAACCAGCUUACCACAGUCCCAGCCUUACCCAGUUCGCUACAGGAACUAAAGAUGAACGACAAUCACUUAGAAGGUCUUCAGAGGCACAACUUCCGAGGCCUCUUCAAGCUGCUCACCCUGGAGCUAGAGGGAAACCAACUGCAUGAUGGGAACGUGCUCCCUACUGCCUUCAAGCCCCUGGGCAGACUCAUCUAUCUGCGACUGGACCGGAACCGCUUUCGGGCAAUCCCAUCAGGUUUGCCUGCAUCCUUGCAGGAGCUGCACCUUGAUUCCAACCGCAUUGAGGAAGUAACUGAGAGUGUUCUUAACAAAACCCUGAAUCUCACAGUGCUGGUUUUGAGCAACAACAAACUCCAGGAAGACCGUAUUGCUCCACGUGCCUGGAUAGACCUCCCGAAGUUGGAGGCACUGGAUCUGUCCCACAACCGCUUGGCACACGUGCCCUCGUUCCUGCCCCGGCACCUGAAGCAGCUAACCCUGCAUCACAACUGCAUAGAACGUAUCCCUGGCUAUGUCUUUGCCCACAUGAAGCCAGGAUUGGAAUUCCUGCAUCUCUCACACAAUGUCUUGCAGGAUGAUGGCAUCCAUGCAGUCUCCUUCUUGGGGCUCUACCGCUCACUCGCGGAACUGCUCUUGGACAAUAACCAGCUCCAGUCCAUUCCUCGUGGCAUUUUGAACUUAAAGGGCCUUCAGGUUCUGCGACUGAGCCACAAUCGUAUCAGAAACAUCCCUCUGAACUCUGUCUGUGACACUCGUGUGGCGGAGGACUCCAACAUUGUGUCAAUGCACCUGGAAAACAACUUGAUUGACCGCCGCCGCAUCCCACCAACGGCCUUCUCCUGCAUCAAAGCCUAUCACAGUGUUGUACUACGGCCACAGGAGAACGAAGAGGAAGACUACUAAGGAGACACUCCUGCCAGAUCCUUCCCAAGAACUGUGAAGGGCUCACAAAACUAUGGGAGAAAAAUGCCCCACCUGUCCUGGGGAUGGUUAUAGGGGAGGAGGCUCUUGCUCUUCAGGAUUUUACAGUGUUAGCAGGGGGCAAGAAAUGAUGUACCUAUCCAGAACUCUCUUCUCUAUGGGUGCAUCUGCACUGUAGAAACAAUGCAGUUUGACGCCACUUUAAGUGCUACAGCUCCAACCUAUAGAAUCCUAUAGCUUUACAAGGGCUUUCACCUUCUCCGCCAGAGAGUGCUGGUGCUUCACAAAACUACAAAUCCCAAGAUUCUGUAAGAUGGCAGUUAAAGUGGUGUCAAGCUGCAUUAUUUCUACAGUGGAGAUGCAACCUCCAACUGUUGUUUCAUAUUCCUUCCUUCUUUGAAAGGUACACCUUUUGGGGCCAGUCUUAUAAAUUGCUAGUUUUCUUGUAAUGAGAGAGUGUGGUAAACCUAUGGCGGGUCUUAUCUGCCUGCUUUUACAAAUAUAUUAAUGUGGAAGAUCAGGUAAGCACCCAGGCCAAUACUGAGCAUCUGUAAAACCACACUGAUUUUCUCCUCCAGCUUCUUAAGCUCCCAAUUCUUCACCUUGCCCAAGGCCCCAUCAUCUUUCAGUCUCAAAGAUGCUAUAAGAUCUCUCUACAUACUGAUUCUACAGACUAACACGACUAUAUUUUGCAUUCUACCACUUAAAAGUGUGUGUGUGUGCCUUCAAGUAGCCUGUUCACUUAUGGUGACCUCAUGAAUUUCGUAGGGUUUUUUUAGGCAAGGAAUACUCAGUCAGAGGUGUUUUUCCCAGUUAGCCCUACUCUCUGCAAUAGCUGAUUAUCUUGCUGCAGUAGAGCUGUAGCAUACAUAUCCUCCUGUUUUCCUAUUUCCUUACAAAGAGUGGUUUUCUUAUUUCCUUACAAAUUCAUAUAUUCAACAGUGUGUUCACUCAGAUAUUCAUCUCUCAUUCUGUCUUCCAUAAGUAGACAGACAUCCAUCUAAGAAGCUAUGUGACCAUUAUUUCACACUUUUAGGUGUUUCCACACACUACCAUGCAUAUGCUCCUCCCAUGACACAUUUCCAUAUCAUCCAAUUCUUCCAGUUUGGCAGGGAAAGUCCCAAUUACAGUAAUCCUGUAUCAUCCAACUUUCUCCAGCUGCUUUUUAAAUGUCCCAUUUUCUCUCUCCUCCUACCACUUUUCUGGUCAUCCUCAGCUUACUUCCAUUGCUACAAACUUAAU
This is a messenger RNA of Sceloporus undulatus (fence lizard), 4010 nucleotides long. RefSeq names its product extracellular matrix protein 2-like. Gene Ontology annotation, molecular function: protein binding; heparin binding; collagen V binding. Lineage: Eukaryota; Metazoa; Chordata; Lepidosauria; Squamata; Phrynosomatidae. Gene Ontology annotation, biological process: extracellular matrix organization; positive regulation of cell-substrate adhesion. The transcript is spliced from 9 exons. The record is from RefSeq and is a predicted model, not a curated record. Gene Ontology annotation, cellular component: extracellular matrix. Bases 42 to 2750 code for a protein of 902 amino acids.